AUGAAUUCCCUUCUCAUGCUUCUCCCUCGAAACAAACUCGAUAGAUUCGCGGAUUGCACAGUCGACACAUGUCCGAUCUCUACAUCCUACUAUUUCUAUCGUGUAUCGAUCGGCGCAAACGCCGCUUUCCUCGCUCUUUUUAGCAUUUCAUUCCUUGGAUUUGUCUUUACAUAUGCGUUCACUCGUCGCGCAACCGCCUUCACAUUCGCUAUGUGUGCCGGUGUUAUACUUGAAAUAAUCGGCUAUGCGGGUCGUAUAAUGAGUUGGGAGAAUCAAUGGAAACAAGAUGGAUUUUUAAUGCAGAUUGUUUGCUUAACUAUCGCACCGGCUUUUAUGGCGGGAGGAAUCUAUUUGUGCUUGAGAAGAAUCGUAUACGCUUUCGGACCGGAAAAUUCAAGGAUUAGUCCUGAAGCUUAUACCAGAAUUUUCAUUCCAUGUGAUCUCAUGUCACUCCUCCUGCAAGCUGCAGGUGGUGGUUUGGCAUCCGCAGCCUCACACUCAGGCAAAUCCCCAGAUACUGGUGAUAACAUUAUGGUAGCUGGUCUCGCGUUCCAGGUUUUCACGCUAUUCAUUUUCAUGAUCCUCUGCGUCGACUUUGCAUUACGCACACGUUCCCGAUACCGCUCCCUCGGUAACGCUGCGUUCGAUCAGAACCCCGCUUUCAUAACACUUCGCUCUUCUAAAGGCUUUAAAGGGUUUUUACUCGCUCUUGCCCUUGCUACGAUUUGUAUCUUCUGGAGAUCUGUGUACAGAGUGGCGGAAUUGGCAGAAGGAUGGACUGGAAAUCUGAUCAAGAAACAAAAUCUCUUUAUCGGAUUUGAAGGAGUCAUGGUUAUUGUGGCUUGUUUCGCGCUAAACUUGUUCAACCCUGCUGUUACCUUCAAGGAAGCAAUGACUGGGUUGGGUGGCUUAGGUACGAAGAAGAAGAUGAAGAAGUCAGGAGAAAAGACUAGCGAUGGGGUCAGUGCCAGUAACAGCGAUCUUGAGGCUGUUAAGGUAGCUCCUGUUUAG
Botrytis byssoidea is the source of this 1011-nucleotide messenger RNA. RefSeq lists its product as uncharacterized. Gene Ontology annotation, cellular component: fungal-type vacuole; plasma membrane. The record is from RefSeq and is a predicted model, not a curated record. The transcript has 2 exons. Lineage: Eukaryota; Fungi; Ascomycota; Leotiomycetes; Helotiales; Sclerotiniaceae. Bases 1 to 1011 code for a protein of 336 amino acids.